Acanthosepion pharaonis is the source of this 1434-nucleotide messenger RNA. The record is from the annotation of a GenBank genome assembly. NCBI's taxonomy places the organism in Eukaryota, Metazoa, Mollusca, Cephalopoda, Sepiida, Sepiidae.
AUGAAAUUUCUUUGCUUGGUGUCGCAAGCAAAUGGUAUUGUACAUAAAGUUGAACUCGAUCAGAAAGCGAAUGGGCAGGAAUGCCUGGACGUUGUCUUUCAACGUCUUCAGAUCCUUGAGGUUGAUUACUUUGGGCUUGAGUACCGAGGCAGCAAAGGGGAACAACUCUGGUUGAAUAUGCGGAACCGUAUUGACCAGCAAAUAUCAGGUCCUCCCCCUUACAGUCUACUGCUGAAGGUCAAGUUUUUUGUGCCACCACAUUCCUUGUUACAAGAAGCAACACGGCACCAGUUUUGUCUUCAAAUAAAACAAGACAUAAUCAAUCAGAUAUUACACGUUCCAGACAAAGAUGUUUUGGUGACCAUUUCUGCUCUAAUUGCUCAAUCUGAAAUUGGGGAUGCAUCAAAUCCGGCCGAACUUCUGGUUGAUGGUGCAAGUGCAUAUCCCUACACAAGUCUUGUACAAAAUCUCACAGACAAUGUUGCUGACCUUGCAGAACAGAUUGCAAAUGAGCACCUUAAAUUGGCAGGAAUGAAGUGCAGCAGUGCCGAAUACAAAAUGCUUCAAGUUGUCUCAAAAUUGCCUCACUACGGAAUGGUUUUUCAUGAAGGAAAGAACUGUGAAGGUCAGAAUAUCCAAAUUGGUGUUGGGCCAAAAGGCUUGGAGAUUUUUGAUGAGAACUUUGUCACCAUUGAAAAUAUUAACUUUCACAUGAUGCAGUUGGCUACCCUGGCAAGCCGCUGUGUAUUUGUCCAGUUAAACAAACCCAAUUCUACUUCCUGUGAAGAAGGCAGCACAAUCGGCUUUAAAUUGGUCAGUCAAAAAGCAGCCAAGGCUCUCUAUCGCUGUAUGACAGAAACACAUUCCUUCUAUCGAUGUGAUACAGUACGCAGUAUUGUCUCCACCCAGUUCUGUCGAGAUCUCAAGGGAACUUUGGUAUCAUUAUUUAAUGAAAACACGUCUUUAGGUAAAAGUUAUAUAUUUGAUAUCAAACGGACAAGCAGAGAAGUACAUGAUCAUGUCCGGCGAAAACUGUAUAUGAUGAGCCAAGAAUUAAAUGAUGACAGGAACUCCUCAACUGGAUGUCUUGCUGAUGAAAAAGCACAAAUAAAUAAAGAUGAAGCAGAAGAGGUGGAAUGUUUAAAACAGGAAUUACACACGCUUCGGGUUUCCUUCACAUGCCGUGUUUGUAUGGAUGCUCCAAUUUCAACUGUGCUUUGUCCAACUGAAAAAGGAAAGAACAAAAUCAUUCUGAUCCUCUUUUUUUUUUCCUUCAUAAUCUUCUUUUUCUCUCUCUCUCUCUCUCUCUCUCUCUCUCUCUCUCUCUCUCAAAUCAUUUUGACACACUUUUUCUUCCUUCUGAUCUUUUCUCUCUCACUUUUACUUCCUUCCAACCUUCUCUCUCUUCCUUCCAUUCUUUCCAAAAUCCUUUGA